This is a messenger RNA of Saimiri boliviensis boliviensis (Bolivian squirrel monkey), 4149 nucleotides long. RefSeq names its product protein phosphatase 6 catalytic subunit (gene PPP6C). NCBI's taxonomy places the organism in Eukaryota, Metazoa, Chordata, Mammalia, Primates, Cebidae. Gene Ontology annotation, molecular function: protein serine/threonine phosphatase activity. The record is from RefSeq and is a predicted model, not a curated record.
CGGGCUGGACCGAGCGGGGCCUCUCGGGGCCUGCAGCCGGGGUUCAGCCAGAAGGGGCGCCGGGCGUACCGAGGUAGCGGGGAGAAGCGGGUCGUGCUUUAACGGCGCUGCGCAGACGCCACUCACGGUCCGGACGUGACGUAGGGAGAGUUCCGGCUUCGGCCUCCGCCGCUGCCGCUGCCGCCGCCGCCGCCGCCCCCGCCGCUGUCGCCGCGGUUUGUUAUUCCUAAAAUGGCGCCGCUAGACCUGGACAAGUAUGUGGAGAUAGCGCGGCUGUGCAAGUACCUGCCAGAGAACGACCUGAAGCGACUUUGUGACUAUGUUUGUGACCUCCUCUUAGAAGAGUCAAAUGUUCAGCCAGUAUCAACACCAGUAACAGUGUGUGGAGAUAUACAUGGACAGUUUUAUGACCUUUGUGAACUAUUCAGAACUGGAGGUCAGGUUCCUGACACAAACUACAUAUUUAUGGGUGAUUUUGUAGACAGAGGUUACUAUAGUUUGGAGACCUUCACUUACCUUCUUGCAUUAAAGGCUAAAUGGCCUGAUCGUAUUACACUUUUGCGAGGAAAUCAUGAGAGUAGACAGAUAACACAGGUGUAUGGAUUUUAUGAUGAGUGCCAAACCAAAUAUGGAAACGCUAAUGCCUGGAGAUACUGUACCAAAGUUUUCGACAUGCUCACUGUAGCAGCUUUAAUAGAUGAGCAGAUUUUGUGUGUCCAUGGUGGUUUAUCUCCUGAUAUCAAAACACUGGAUCAAAUUCGAACCAUCGAACGGAAUCAGGAAAUUCCUCAUAAAGGAGCAUUUUGUGAUCUGGUUUGGUCAGAUCCUGAAGAUGUGGAUACUUGGGCUAUCAGUCCCCGAGGAGCGGGUUGGCUUUUUGGAGCAAAGGUCACAAAUGAGUUUGUUCAUAUCAACAACUUAAAACUCAUCUGCAGAGCACAUCAACUAGUGCACGAAGGCUAUAAAUUUAUGUUUGAUGAGAAGCUGGUGACAGUCUGGUCUGCUCCUAAUUACUGCUAUCGUUGUGGAAAUAUUGCUUCGAUCAUGGUCUUCAAAGAUGUAAAUACAAGAGAACCAAAGUUAUUCCGGGCAGUUCCAGAUUCAGAACGUGUUAUUCCUCCCAGAACGACAACGCCGUAUUUCCUUUGAGGCCUUCGCCCAUCCUGCUGACCCAUUUUUCUGCCCUAUUCUUACCCCAAUUUUCUUGUAUUACCCUCUACAAUAUACUUUUUAUUGAGCACUUUGCUGCUGAAAUGCUGCCUCUUGCCUUUUUUUUUUUUAAAUUAUCUAAAUUUAUUGUUUGUUGUGGUGUCUAUAGCAAAGUUUUUCUAUCAAUUUUCCCCCAUCCCAUCCCCACCCUGGACUCAUUUGAAAAGACUUGAGAAAUGUCUUAAUACUCACAGUGCUGCAUGUAGCUCUUGCUUAUUUACUGAUCUGGGAAACAGGAUGUGUUUCCUUUUUUAAAAAGCCAAUUGACAGAUUAUACCUAAAUACUCCUCCUUUUGUAUCAUUCAGCCUUUUGUUUUAGUUUGGUAAAUUUUAAGAAAUUUCAGCAGCAAAGUUGUUAUUCAGUGGGCACGAUGGACUCCAGAUGCCUCAAGUUAUGUAUACCUGUCCCAGAUGUAAACUUCAUUGUCCUUUGUUGGAUGAUAUUUUAAAUGGAUAUAAAAUAAAUUGGUCUAAAGGGCUGCCCUCCUUGUUGUGUUUUUAAAUUUUAGUUAAAAACUGCUACAGCUUAUGACUUUGUACAUUAAGAUAAUUGUAUUGAUCUUUUUUCAGAUUCCUUGUAUUUUUUAAUAAAAUAAUCUUAAAUAAAACUCAGAUAGGUUAAGUGUUAGAAAUUUUAAACAGCUUACAUUGUUAGUGUAAAGUUAUUUCUUUUUUCCUAAUCAGAGUUUUUGACCCUUUGGUUGUUGAGUUUAAAACUUCAAUUGAAAUUCAAUAGUUUUUAUUUAAAAAAAAAUCACUAAACUGUGCCUAAAGAACAUAACUGCCAUAUUAAUGUUUUGGUUUAUAUCCUCUAUAGUAAUAGAAAAACAUUUAAUACUUGUAAUGCUGAUGUGUUAAUUUGAUACCAGUUGAGUAGAAUGUGAUCAAUCCAGUUUACAAUCUAUCAUGAGUAUCAUUAAGUAAAAUCUAUGUACUUUUCAAUAGGAAUAAUUCUCUUGCUGUAAUGUAACACUUGACCUUAACUUUUAGAAAGUGAUUUUUUUAACUGCAACUGGAAAGGUUGAAAAGUCAGGACUCUUGUAUUUGUGAACUGUAAUCUGAAGCAGUUUAUUUAAAGUGUGGAAAAAGAAACAAGUUGUCCUUUUUUGUAAAGGUCUGUGAUACCAUAUUUCAGCUUUGUGAAAGUAAUUUGAAUAUCCAAAGGGUUGUGAUGAUCAGUUCUUAAUAUGCAACUGUCCACUUAAUAAGGACAAAUAUUCCAGUAUCUCUUAUGACUGUAGUCAUAAAUGAUGUUGGAAUGUACCAUUUUGUGAAAUAGUUGGUAUCCCUUUACUAUAAUUAAUUUUUGUCAUUCCAGGAAAUACUCGUGAAGCCAGCCAAUUAAUAAAGCACUUUAGCAUCUGUUCAGGUAGUUUUGAAAACCAACUGUUCCCCUUCAGGAUAAGAACUUCCAGGUUACCUAAAAAUGCAAUAAAAAUCUUUUUAGUCUAAGCUUCUUGGCAUAUAAUUUUUCAUCAGGGUUUUCUUUUAUUAAAUGAGCACAAAAUGUUUUGAUUUUAUUUUUUCCCUUCAAACCACCAAGCUCCUUACAUAGUUUUUAAUUAUGUAGAUAUAUGAAAGAGGUGGCUAAGACUUACUGCACACACUUGAACUAAUGUUGGGUCAGUAGCUUCGUGUUACCGCCCUGACCCCGGUGUAAUUCAGGUGGAAAGGUAUUUUUAUCUUACAGGGAUAUGUAGCUAUGUAUUUUACUAAUUGUGAAACACUGGAAAUUAAUGAUGCAGACAACUUGGUGCAGUCUUUGAACAGCUCUCUGCAGUAUUUUUUUUUACUGUUACCAUAAAUUGUAUUUAAGUGCUUGCUUUCCAGUUAAAUUGUACCAAUAGGACUGGUAACUCCCAGCCCUCCCUUCCUGUUGGACACUCCUUAGCUUGGAUUGAUGUAGUUUUUGUUAUCCCUGUAAUGUGACUUUUAUUUUUAAGUCCUUGUGUACUGCAUUUGUUUGUCACUAGUUGGGCACGUGCCAAUAAUAUUCUCUCCGUUCCUUAACUGCCAUCUCUGUUUUGCCUGAUUUCUCUUCAACUGAAUAAUGGCUUUUUGCAUGGAAAAAAUAGUUUUUACUAUUAGACUUGUAAAGGGAAGAGAGGGCAAAUGUAUUGGACUUUGUGAGCCUGCAAGGAAUAUUUUGGAUGCCUCUAAUAAAUAAGGGCUAUGUACUAUAUAGAGUAAUCAUGUGGUGGAAGAUACUUGCAAGUCAUAGAUUUAUGGGCAGGAGGAUUUGUUACUCCCCGUAUCUAGGCUGAAUGUAAAAUCCCUUAUGUUGUAUCAGUGGGGGUAAGAACUAUUUUUAUUUGCCUAUGAUAUACUUGGUUUCUAAUAAAGUGCCCUAGGCUCUAGUGAGAACUGUCUACUUUGAAUUGCCAUUUACUCCCUUUCCUCAUAUGGCCGAUAUGCUUUUGGCCAGUUUUUUAUAAGUUAAUGUGUUACCCCAGAAAGUUUCACUACUUUAUGUUCAUUUGGGUGUGAUCCCAAAAUGCCCGGAUCAGCAGUAUAUCUCAUGUGCAACCUGCAUCAGCUCCUGUUCUGUCUGGAUGUCUAGAACUGUUGGAAGAUUUUGACGUCUUAAGCCCUAGGUUUUGCUUUGGAAAUACGGUUUGAAAUAUUGUUCAUUGCAUUAAGAUUUGUGUGUGUUUGCUUUGUAAGCCCAGCACCAGGUUUUGGAAAAUGCCUGUAUUGUGAAAGCAAAUCAGGACUCUUUCUGAGCCUCUUUCAUUGUCAGAAAUAGAAUCGGUUUCUAUCAGCUUCCAGGAAAUUCUGUAUCUGGAGUCGAAGAGAUUUAACAGCAAGAAUACAGAUUUUUUAAAUGUAAUUGUUUUUUAAAUGCUAACGUUUGUAAAGCACCUUCAGUUCUUUGGAUGAAAGGUGCUCUAUUCCCUCAGUGUAAAUUAAUAAAAAGAUUCUAGGAGGUUUCUCAAAAAA